AAGAAACUGAAGAGGGAAAUAGUAGGAGAGCUCAAGAAGAAAUGAGUGUUAAAGAAGUUGAAGCAUUAAGAAGGAAAGUGAAAGAGUCGGAAGAUGAGUUGGAGGAGAAAAACAUGAUGAUCGUGGAGGGGGUUCGAGAUAAGUUUUGGUUAGAGCAAGAAUAUCGGAGAUUAAGGAAAAAAGUAAAUUGGUAA
This is a messenger RNA of Racocetra persica, 194 nucleotides long. Lineage: Eukaryota; Fungi; Glomeromycota; Glomeromycetes; Diversisporales; Gigasporaceae. The record is from the annotation of a GenBank genome assembly.